AAAGUCGUAGGACCUGUCCACGGUAUCUAUUCUUCGUCAAUCUGCCAUUUUUGUUGUGUAAUUUUCCAGUGAAGACAGUUUUUUCACAAAAAACGUGCUGAAUUGUUGUUUCUGUGUGAAAAUUGAGGAAAAAGUUGGGAAAUGGCACAGAGUAAAAUACACGAGUUUGCCGGCAAGUUCGGAAAGGGCGGACCACCGGGAGUUUCAACUGCCCUCAAAGUUGUAGCCACCCUCGGGGCAGCUGCUUACGGUGUGGCACAGUCAAUGUACACAGUUGAUGGUGGUCACAGAGCAAUCAUCUUCAGCCGCUUGGGUGGAAUCCAGAAAGAAAUCUACUCCGAAGGUCUCCACUUCCGAAUCCCGUGGUUCCAGUACCCCAUCAUCUAUGACAUUCGCUCCAGACCGAGAAAGAUCUCAUCUCCAACGGGCUCCAAGGAUUUGCAGAUGGUCAACAUUUCCCUGCGAGUCCUCUCCCGGCCAGAUGCUCUCAAUUUGCCCACAAUGUAUCGGCAAUUGGGAUUGGAUUACGACGAGAAAGUCCUCCCUUCGAUCUGUAAUGAAGUGCUGAAGAGCGUUGUGGCUAAAUUCAAUGCAUCCCAGUUAAUUACGCAGCGUCAGCAGGUCUCUCUUCUUAUUCGUCGGGAAUUGGUUGAGCGUGCUCGGGAUUUCAACAUCAUCCUCGAUGAUGUUUCCCUCACUGAGCUCAGUUUUGGGAAGGAAUACACGGCAGCCGUUGAAUCCAAACAGGUUGCUCAGCAAGAAGCACAGCGGGCAGCAUUCUACGUUGAGCGCGCCAAGAUGGAGAAGCAACAGAAGAUUGUUCAGGCUGAGGGAGAAGCUGAAGCUGCCAAGAUGUUGGGUGUAGCUGUGAGUCAAAAUCCUGGCUACUUGAAAUUGCGUAAGAUCCGUGCGGCUCAGAGUAUUGCCCGGACAAUUGCCAAUGCCCAGAACAAGGUCUACCUCAGUGGCAACAGCCUCAUGCUCAACAUCCAGGACAAUGCCUUCGAUGACAUGGUCGACCGGGUGAAAACGAAGAAAUAGCACGUCCUGGAAGAGGCCAUAGGUGCAUUUAAUCAUCAAGAUUCUUCUGUAGAUUCGCUAUAGUCACGCCAAUUGGAGAAAAUAAAAAGUUAUGAGGGUA
This is a messenger RNA of Lutzomyia longipalpis, 1141 nucleotides long. RefSeq names its product prohibitin-2 (gene Phb2). Gene Ontology annotation, biological process: mitochondrion organization. Bases 142 to 1041 code for a protein of 299 amino acids. Gene Ontology annotation, cellular component: mitochondrion; membrane. The record is from RefSeq and is a predicted model, not a curated record. The transcript is spliced from 2 exons. Lineage: Eukaryota; Metazoa; Arthropoda; Insecta; Diptera; Psychodidae.